GGGCGGCUCGCCGGUCUCCGCGGCAGUCGCGCGCUAGCACGUGCGCGCACCGCCUUCGCGCCGUCGGUGUCAUACACCACCCGUGCCCUAGUAUCCCUUGUUCAAUAUUCGGGUAUUUCGUCUUGUUGUGAUGGCAGAAAACAGUGAAAAACACUCUGUUUACAUUUAAAUCUAGUGACAAACGUCUUGUUUGAAGAAUGUAAACACUAAAAAAUGUAUUACCGAAUAAACUGGUAAAGAAUCGAUGAAAUAACCUUGUGAUAUAAAUAAAAUAUAAUAAUAACUGAAGUGCUUAUAAUUCGUCCCAUCAAUUAUACAAAAUUAGAAAUGUCGUGAAUGUCUGAGAAAAAUGAUAAUGGAAAAAUCUUGAAAAAUGGAUAAGUCUACACAGCAACGGGCACUGGACAAAGUAUGGGCUUGCUUACUGCCACCAUGGGGGUUCAAAGAUCUCGAGGAAGAGCGGUUGUACUCCGCAUACAUGCAACGCCAACGCCAGCGUGCCGUGCCUCGGCUGCUGGCUACUGGAAUACUGCUGCAGGCUUUCGCUAUAUUGGUACCAGGAGAGAGGAACUUAUUGUUCGCUUAUUCUUCCGUUGCGAUAGCUUUGCUUAUAAAUCUGACCUUAGCCGCAGUGUACAUCUGCGUGAAGUCUAUAAGGCUGGUUUUAAAUCAUGUGGCAUGGUUCGUGGUGUGGGGGCAAUUCCUAUUGAGCGUCUCACGUCGCUUAGGGGACUCCUAUAACGAGCUACUGGGAUGGGCGUUUAUGUUGCAAUACUUUACACUGGCCACUAUGCCGUUCAACUACAUGCUCCUGUUAUUAUAUGCCGCUAUUUCAUUCAUCGCGUACUUGGCAGUGCAGUACUACAAUGCUUCUUCUUCCGAGAGUCAACUACCUGAAGACUUUAUUUAUCAGCAACUAUCGAAUGGUUUGUUACUGAUUGGAGCUUCUUUAUUGGGAGGGACGGCAUAUGUAGUUGCUGAAAGACUGCAACGUUUAUCAUUUCAAGAGACUAAACGAAGUUUACGAGAUAAACUAACUAUAGAACAACAGAGCAAAGAACAGGAGCGUUUGUUACUAUCCGUACUUCCGGAACACGUUGCUGUUCAAAUGCGACAAGAUUUAGGAUUGAUCGAUACACAAUUUAAAAAAAUUUAUAUGUCACGACAUGAGAACGUCAGCAUCUUGUAUGCAGACAUAGUUGGUUUCACAGCAAUUUCUUCUACGUACUCAGCACAGGACCUCGUUGCUAUAUUGAAUGAGUUGUUUGCUCGCUUCGACCGACUUGCUGAGAAAUACCAACAAUUACGCAUAAAAAUUUUGGGAGAUUGCUAUUACUGCAUAAGCGGAGCGCCCGUAGAGCGACCGGACCAUGCUGUCCUUUGUGUACAUAUGGGACUAUCUAUGGUAAAGGCGAUAAAAUAUGUGCAGCAGACAACAAAUUCCCCUGUAGACAUGCGUGUGGGCAUCCACACCGGCGCAGUGUUGGCUGGUGUGCUUGGUCAAAGGCAGUGGCAAUUUGACGUAUAUUCUCGCGAUGUCGAACUAGCUAACAAGAUGGAGAGUAGCGGCAUGGCUGGGCGUGUGCAUAUCUCAGAAGUGACAAAGAGUUUUUUGAACGACGAAUUCGAGGUGGAACCAGCUCAUGGGGAACGUCGCGAGGAGAUGCUGCGCCAGGCUGGCAUCAAAACCUACUUUAUAGUGCGCGUUCUUAAACCAUAUCAGGGAGGGGAUGAAAGAAACGCGCCCGAAGGCGAGGUGGCGGAGGGUGGUGAUGCUAGCGAUGCGCUCUCCGACCUCAAAGACGACGAUGAGGACUCUGUUCUAUCACCGCAAGACGAGACAAAGGAGAAUGAGGAACAGAAAAUACACAAGAUGUUGCAAGAAGAACUCGUGAAUAGAGAUGACGAUAAGGAAUUGGCGGAUGCAACAACGCUAUGCUUGACGUUCAAAUCGAAAGAGUUGGAGGCAGCGUUCGCGCGACGCCUCGACCCGUAUCCGCUGACGGUGGCGGCGCCGCCUCUGAUGAUGAUGCCGGCGGUGGUAUCGCUGGCGAACUUCGCCGUGCCGCCGGCGUGGGCUUUGCACGCUGUCUAUCUCGCGUUGGUACUCGAGACUGGACUCAUCAACGUCGCAUAUUAUGCUUGCUGCCGCUAUGCUCAGUAUAAGAAAAAAUCAGUGAGUCCAUACUGGAAAUUGACCUGCGGCACAUUCAACAUGGCCAUGUUCGUCGCUGCAAAUGUUGCUCCUUUGAUUGUUUGCGGAAGUUAUGAGACGGUUUUGCAAGACGGAUUGCGUGACGAUGCACCAGCACAUAGUGGUGCGCGUCGCUGCAUACAUCCCUCAUAUUAUUAUCACGUGGGGGCAGGAGCAUUAUGUGGUUGUCUGUGGGUGACACCGUUGAGCGGUGGUGGUCGAGCCGUGCUUUUACUGCUGAUGGCUGCUUUCCACGUCCUACCGGCCGCACUGUAUCCCGCUCUUCUUAUUCCACGUCCUUCGCUCGACCGUGAUCCCUACAGGCUAAAUUUUAACGUCACCACCGACUACGAUGAGGAUUUCUUUCAAAUGCUAUCGCAAAUCCAUACAGUUAGGAACAUCGUCAUGCUAUUCUUCUUAACGAUUGCGCUGCUCAUAUUUCACAGAUAUACGGAGUCUUUAGAACGAGCACGGCACUCGCGUGGUCAGAGAAUGCAUGCUCAGGCGGCACAGGCAGCAGAUUUGCGGCGUCGGAACCAGGCUCUAAUCCAUAACGUGCUGCCACCGCACGUGGCACGUCACUUCAUGGGAGCACGCCACCACCACCGCGACCUCUACAGCCAGAGUUACGCAGAGGUCGGCGUGCUCUUUGCCUCCAUGCCUAAUUUCUCAGAGUUCUACUCGGAAGAAACUGUUAACAACCAAGGUCUGGAAUGUUUACGAUUCCUCAACGAGGUUAUAUCCGACUUCGAUUUGCUAUUAGAGGAUGCGAAAUUCAGCAAAGAUAUCAUAAAGAUAAAAACAAUAAGUUCGACUUACAUGGCCGCCUCUGGUCUUAAUCCGACACGACAUAUGCAGCCGUCGGACGGUGUGUUGGUUCGUUGGGCGCACCUCGCAUGCCUCGUGGAAUUCGCGCUGGAGUUACAACGCGUGUUGGCCGCCAUCAACGAGCAAUCAUUCAACCACUUCGUGUUGAGGCUCGGCGUCAACCACGGACCAAUCACUGCCGGCGUCAUAGGUGCCCGCAAGCCGCACUACGACAUCUGGGGUAACACUGUCAAUGUCGCUUCCCGCAUGGAAAGUACCGGCAAAGCGGGUUGCAUACAGGUUACAGAGGAAACUUGUCAAAUACUAGAGAGUUUCGGGUACUUCUUCGAACAGCGCGGUCUAGUGGCGGUGAAGGGUAAGGGCCAGCUGAUGACGUACUACCUGCAAGGCAAACGUGACGACACCCUUACCACCACGAAUAAAACCCAAGCCGAGGCAGCAGUGGCUGAGGAGGGUGCCAGUGAUACUCUCAUUGCUAAUGGAGACGCUGCAUCACCCAACACACGACCUGUACAUCGAGCUAAGGACUCGGAUGCUGAUCGACCUCUUUUGAAAAAUUAAGCUUACAUGAAACUAAUACAGCUAUGUUUGGGAAUUCAUAAGUAUUACUAUAGUUUUUUAAAGAACUCAAUUUAGCACUCUAAUUCUUUAUACAUGAAUUUCAAAAUGACGAAUGCAGUGUAUAUUAGAACUUUGUAGUUAUUUUUGUAAGUCUUAUUAUAAAAUAAGUUAAUUAAUUCACUCAUAGUACCAAUUUCUUAGGAUGAUUUAUCAUGAUUACGGCACAUAGAGUACAAACAUAAUCCAAGGGUAAUUUUAAGUUAUAUAUUAUUUUCUUUAGAUUUUGAUGAUAUUGACUGAACGAUACUAUGUUAACUAAUCGAAUUCCAAUAAAAUAGGCAUACUUCGUUUCUUACUUAUACUAAAUAUUAGUAUAGAAAGAUGUAACUGUUUGUUUGGAUUGAAUAGGCUUCGAAAUUAUUGGGCCGUU
Molecule: messenger RNA, 4013 nt
Organism: Diatraea saccharalis (sugarcane borer)
Lineage: Eukaryota; Metazoa; Arthropoda; Insecta; Lepidoptera; Crambidae
Source: the annotation of a GenBank genome assembly